Trichobilharzia szidati is the source of this 2894-nucleotide messenger RNA. The record is from the annotation of a GenBank genome assembly. Lineage: Eukaryota; Metazoa; Platyhelminthes; Trematoda; Strigeidida; Schistosomatidae.
GUACAAAGUCGUAUUUCAAAUAUUGGAUAUUAUACGCGGUCAACUCAAUUUUGCGACGUGACCUUAAAUCAGUUAUGCUCCUGUCGUUUUUGCGUUCACAGUUGGACAUUCCAUUAUAUUGUUUAUGGCUUAUUGUUACACUUCUACUUUGCAACCUAAAUAGUGUUUGCAAGGCAGAAAUAGACAACGAAUUCGCUGAGUUUGAGGAUCCAGAUGAUUUUUAGAGUGUUACAUGCAAAUGGAUCAUAAUGUAUUCAUGUGAUCAUCCUGUAGUCUGUUUUUCGACUCAAUCCACAAUGAAAAGUACCUAAAUAAAACCUUUUGGGGGCGAUUUCGAGGUUUUGGGAAAAUUUUUUGGGCACGUGUGGUUACACAGAUUCUCAAGCGACUCAGGCAUAUGUGGACCAAAAGCUUCAAGAACAAUUUCUUACUACAAAGUUCCUUUAAACUUCUUAUUGGUGUUAGCAAUCUUUUUGAACAUUUCCAUAAAGUCUUGUCUAUUUCAUGAGUGAAUUUGGUAUUCAUUUUUCGUGUUGAGAGUUGGAAGUGGUAGUAGCCUAGUCCUUCAUACACGGUUAAUGACAAUUAAUACCAUUAAUAUACUGAUUUGGUCAUCACCAAUGUGGACAUUUGCAUCAUGUGUCAUGCACAGUGAACUUGAUAAAUGUUGUCCAUUUCUUUCGAAGCUUAUACUAUCGAUAUUUCUGAACCUGUUCCUGUUCAGUCUAUUCGGCAACAGAAAUCUGAAAAUGUUGAUAAAAACAUUUCGGACAGCAAUGCUUAUGAUGAUUCAGGAGUCAGUCAAGAUAACUCAGCAAUGCAUGCAAGUAAAUCACCAGCAGGCGAUAAAAUCGUUUCUACGGAUAGUGAAUUAGAAAUAGAAUUGGAAAACUUGAAACCUGACGAUGAUGAAGAAUUCGAGGGUUUGUCUCCACAUCAACCAAUAUCAUCAAAUGGUGAUAAAGCUAAUAAAGGCGGUAAAAGAAAUUUGAUCAUCGCGAAAGUCCCACAUCACUUGACUCGUUCAUGGGAUAAUUUUCAUUUGGAGAUACUUUUUAUUUUGGCCUUAUUAGUGUACAUGUUGAAUUUUGCAAUUGGACGUUCUAAAAACACACAAUUGGCUAAUACAUGGUUCGCUGCUCAUCAACCUUUACUAGAGGCUAAUUUUGCUGUGGUUGGCGAUGAUGGUCAAGCUGAACCUGGAACUGGUACACUGAUGAAAGAAUCAGAACAUUUAUAUUCACUUUGGUGUACUGGCACUGUACAUUGUGAUGCUAUGCUUAUUGAAUUGCGUUUAGUUAGACGUCAGUGUUUAUUUUUUGCUAUCGCUCAUUGGAUAAGACCAAUUCAUGAUAGUAUUGUAGUCAAAGUAAUUAUGGAUGAUAAUGAAAUGGACGGCUGGGUUAUGUCAGUUGGUCGUAAACGUUGUCUUCAAGCCUUAGUCAAAGAUCAUCAAGACUUAGCUGUCUAUUGUCCAGAUAAGCGGGGUCAACGUUAUCAACAUCUUCCAGAGUCAUUUAUUGUAUUGAAUGAAAUUCCAGAAGUUGUUUUAGCUAUUCUUAAUCCACCUGUUUGUAAAUUUUUGUGUGAACAUGAGGAAUCAAUUGAUUACCUGUUCUUUUCGGAUCAAUACAGUGGACCAAAACCUCCACAGGAGGAUACAAAUGUUGCUGCCAAACCGCCAGUCACUCAGAAAGCGCUUAUUUUCUCCUUUCGAUAUGUUCCGACGACAAAGUCGAAAUCAUCAUCCACACCGACAGCAAAUGAUGAAACAAUCAGUCAAAAGAAUAUUGAAUCGUCUACAGCUCUGUUUCACUUCAUAUUCUAUAUGAUUGAAAAAGUUCGACGAUUUCGUCUUAGUAAAGAGGGUAAAAGUAAAUCUGAAAAGAAUCGACAACGUGCUCAUGAUUCCCGUAUUAAGUCAAUGCAUACUCUACGCCAAGAAGCAGCUCAAAAUCGUCGUGGUGAACGUAUGCGUGCUGUGAAAGAGCGUAUAAUGGCCGAGGAUGAUCCUGAAAAAGCUAGAAAACUUGAGGAAAAAGAACAACGCAAAGAGAAGGCGAAGAAAAUGCCGAAAAUGAAAAUGCUCAAAAUGAAAUAAUCAGUGGAAUUGUAUUCGCCUAUUUCCUGCCGCCCUUGCCUCCCACCCCCCCAGUCACCUCCCCCUUUAACUAGCAACAACAUGAAGAAUGUGUCUGUUAGCCCGUGCGCACCUAUACGUGCGUAUGAUGUUCACACCUAGUCGUUUCUACACUUUUUCUAUUCUGCCCUGAUUAUUCUUUCACCAGCAGUGAUGCGGAGUGUUUCCUUUUCUCUCUUUUGUGUUAUGUUAUUAAGUCAUUUGUGCGUAUGUGCGACUGUGUGUUUGUGUUUGUGUGGUAUUUCUCUAUUUUGUUUUAUCUUAUAAUGCGUAUGUCUUUGAUUAACGUGUACACUUGAUCUCCCCCACUUACUGUGAUGCUCUAUGCUUCCUUCAAGCUUAUCUAAAUUAUUCCCUUCCCCUUAUCCUUGCCUUUUCCCUAUCUUUUGUUUGUGUGUGUAUGUAUGUGUGUAUGUGUGUACAUGCCUAGUCCGUCAUUAGUGUCCAACCAACUUGGUGACUACUGGUUCUCAAAUCCUACUGCACCUACUUAAAAGGUGGUUUUAAGUGGUACAACCAAAGCCGUAGUAUCCACUUCAUCCCUCAUACACACGCACACACACACACAAACAUACUUGAGGUAUGGCUCAUUGGUUCACACUGUAAACUCUUUCACAACAUCUGUUGAAAACUUCACUCUACAUGUGUACAUAUUAUACCCCAUGGACAGGAGGUAGUGUUACUAUUUUAAAGGGAUAGUAAUGUAGUCCUAUUGUCCUUUCAUAUACAUAUAUACAUAUUUACAAGUUUUCCC